AUGACUACCUCUGGUGUGGCGUUCUCAGGUGGUGGUAUUCGGUCAGCGGCACUAUGCUCCGGUGUGCUGCGCAGACUACUUCAAAAAGAGACUAUUCCAGACUUCCUCAGCUGUACUUCAGGGGGCGGUUACACAGGCACAGCUUAUCUGGACUGGAAAUACCGGAAUGAGCAGAAAGACAAUCCAAAAUGGCAUCGGGAAUUCUUCGCAAACAUGCGCAGAAGAGUCGGAAUUAUUUGUGACUGGCAGAAACCUCUGCAGGGGAUCUUAGAUACCUUUACACUUCUCUUUCUUCUCAUAUUAGUGGUAAUCAUUCUUCCAGUCUCCAACUGGUCUGGUUUUGCUUUUCCUGUUGCUUUAAUCAUUGAUUGCUUCUUCGGUUAUUUGAUGAGAAUUCCUUUUACCUGCCCCGAUGAAGAAAAACACAAUUUCACCAAAGCUGAACUUGUGGAAAAUCCCGCAGCCUCCGUGCUUUUCAAUAUGACAGAAGCAGUCGAAUGCGUCCCCAAAUUCGGCCCUGAAAUGUUCUCUACGAUCAUUACGUUUGCUCUCCUUUUUUUGUUGUUUCUUUUCUUCCUUGUCAUCAAAAAAGUGGUGGGUCCAUCUUUAAAACCGUUUGCCAGCUUCCUGUCAAACUUCUCAGGGUUCGUGUUUGCGAUGGUUUUUUUCCCGUGGUUCAUAGAAGAGUUUGUGGUUGUGACUCCCUAUUGGCUGAAUGCUAUGAUUUUAGUUCUGAGCAUUUUUUUAUGGCUUGGUAUACCACCGCUCAGAAACAAAGCUUCUUUAGCAGUGGCUGUCUAUUGUUAUGCAUACGCUGUUAAGUGGAGAGUCUAUAAAACAGAAGUCCUUUCUGUAAAAUACGACGAAGUUACAUUUUAUAUCCUAGUAUGGAUCUCUGGAGUAUUAAUCUGGAUCCAUCCUUUACUGGGUGUAUUUCAAAGAAGUGCUCUCCAUGCUUACAACAGGUGGCGACUCCAGAGAGCGUUUUACUCUCCCGAGACUACUUCGUCCACGUUUUGUUCCGGAUUCACGUGUCAAGACUUCAUUCCUUUGUUUACGUGCUGUUCACUUGCUGAGAGAUUGAAUCGACCUUUGACCCUUGACGAUCUGGCUGGCAUUUCACCUGAAUACAUCUGCAAUACGACUGUCCAUGAAUGGAGAGUUCCCUCUUCACAUAGAGGAUCUUCGUACGAGCUAUUUACUAUGGCGCCCUCCAGAAUUGAAAGAAUUGACAAUACACGGGGAGCAAAACAGUUCGAAAGCAGGCUCCAUCCUGCAGAUAUUAAGUUAGUAGAUGCCAUGGCAACUUCAGCAGCUGUAGUGUCGUAUCGAAUGGGGGAGUACACCCUUCAACAAUUACAGAACUUACAGAUUAUGCUUGGAAUAGGGAUGGGGGCAGCUAUUAAAACUGAAUCCAGAUGUCGGGGAUGCUUUUCAAGGUUUCUCGCUGUUCUCACUCAUCUUGUUCUGGCACUUCCCAUAUUGUUGCUACCUUUGAUACCAAUCCUGGGCGGAAGUGAGGUCUGGAACGAGAGAGCCGUCAUCUUCUUUCUCGUGUUCUUCUGCGUGUCGACGUUGAUUGCCGUCAUGCCCACGGGCGCUGAAAAUCCCAGAUGCUGGGAACAUUUUGUAAGGUGGUGUAUCGUCAACGUGUAUCAUGUCAGGGUCAUCCGGGAACUUUUGAGGGUAGACAAUGUCGGUCCCACUCCCCCUUCAAUUCUUUACCUGAGUGACGGAGGCCAUAUUGAAAACCUGGCCCUUUUAUCUUUACUGAAACGGAGGUUAAAGAAGAUCCUGGUGGUCGAUGGGGGAAUUGUAGAAAAGGAUUCGGGAGUAGCAAGAGAUCUGCUCAUUUCCCUGGAACAGGCUCGACAAAAACUACGAUGUUCAUUCUUAGGAAUGGAUGGAAGAGAUGUAAUCGAAGACAUCAGAGCAAAGGUAAUCGAUAAGCCAAUGGGAAAGAGACCGAGGAGUUAUCAAUUUAAAGUGGAGUAUUACGAUUUGAACGAAGAUGGGGAAGAACAGAAAGUUGGUGACGGAAAAGUGCUUUAUAUUCUUCCACGUCACCCAAAUGAUGGCCUCCCGGGAGGGCGAAAGAGCUGGGACGAGUUGAAUGAUCACUUUAAAACCGAUAUCGAGUCUGGCCUAUGGGGGACUGGACCUGAUUUGGAACCAGAAGAGGUGGAGCGCCUGACGUUUUGCCUCUUUGAAUGCUGUCAUUGCUCUAUUUUGAAAUGUUUAUCAAGUUCUCUUUGUGGUAAAUUCCCGUAUCAUUCUACAGUCAAUCAGUUCUUCACGCCUGCCCAAUUUUCAGCGUAUCAUCGGGAGGGCUAUCGCGCCUGUAUGGAGGCCCGCGCCACCGAGUUUCUAAAAGGAUCUAAGGAAAUCUCAGAAGAAUAG
Molecule: messenger RNA, 2400 nt
Organism: Pocillopora verrucosa
Lineage: Eukaryota; Metazoa; Cnidaria; Anthozoa; Scleractinia; Pocilloporidae
Source: RefSeq, a predicted model, not a curated record